AUGAGCGAAUCUAUCGAAUUGAUUGAAGGCGAUCAUAUUCUCGAGCCUGUCGAAGAGGCGGUCGCAAUGUACGAGGAUCUUCUCACGGAUCUUCGCAAGUUUCUGGAGGAGCACGAGCCUCAGUCAGAGGCCUCCAACACAAUGAACCUCCCCGCGGUCACCGUUGGUGACAGCACGCAAAACAUCUUAGAUGGACCUGGUGGUCGCCCCUUCAUCAAGCUCGCCAGCAGACCCGGUCCUGACUCCCUCGAUGCCUUCAACCUCAUCAUGGCCAAGAUUACCGCACAAAGCAUCAGCACCUCCAAUGCCAUGCUCCCCCACACAAUCUUCAAGAUCUCCAAGCAUCCAGAAACCCGUGCCACCAACCCCGACACGAUGAAGAAUGCCACCACAGCUGAGCUCUUCGACACCAUCUGUCCUCGUCUGGAAGUCGGCAACCAAUUCCACACUGCCUUCAAGAGAGUGGGAAGAACUACUUUGUACGGUUUGAAGCAUCUGGAGGCAUUGAACGAGGAGUGGCAGAAGCUUUGGCUGGAGGGUUGGAAGGACUUUGAGCCCAUGACUAUCUGGCUUACCACUAAGCAUAUCAAGAUGGGUCUGCAAAAUUUGGAUGGCACUAUGAAGAACAGUCUUCGUCUGAUCCAUGCCUACCAAGCUUCUGUUGGUUGGUAG
This is a messenger RNA of Aureobasidium pullulans EXF-150, 672 nucleotides long. RefSeq lists its product as uncharacterized. The coding region runs from base 1 to 672 and encodes 223 amino acids. Lineage: Eukaryota; Fungi; Ascomycota; Dothideomycetes; Dothideales; Saccotheciaceae. The record is from RefSeq and is a predicted model, not a curated record. The transcript has 3 exons.